AACAGUAAAUCGUAGAAACACAGACAGUAACUGUAUUUCAACUGUAUUCCAACUAUAUUUCAACUAUAUUCUUUAUAUGGUAUUUUGACGAAUAGUAUAAGUUUAUAAGUUAUAAACAUGCUUUUGUUUUUAGAAAAACGUUUAUUCUUGUUCCUUAUCAUUUGUUUUCUUGGUUUUGUGAUGGCCAGUGAUGAUUUGAAGGAUGACAAUGUAGACCGGGGCUCUGUCGAGCCGCGUGGCCAGAGAGACCGCGGUGGUCUCUGGUUCGGUCCUCGGCUAGGCAAGCGUUCUUUCCAUCCAUUUGGUGAAGAUAACAGACAAACCUACCUCCGUCUUCUUGAAGCAGCUGACGCCCUAAAAUACUACUACGACCAGCUGCAGUUCUACGAUGCACAGGCUGAUGACGAGGCCAGAGUGACCAAGAAAGUAAUCUUCACACCAAAGCUGGGUCGCAGCCUCACCGAGGACAAGCAAACGGAGAGGAAGCGAUACGAGAGUGUCGACUUCACGCCCCGCCUCGGAAGGAGGUUAGCUGACGACAUGCCUGCCACUCCUUCUGAUCAUGACUACUACAGACAGGAUCCGGAACAGAUCGACAGCAGGACGAAAUACUUCUCCCCAAGACUCGGUCGCAACAUGAACUUCUCACCGCGACUUGGAAGGGAACUUUCAUUUGAAGUGUAUCCGAACAAGAUAAGAGUGGUUCGGAGCGCCAACAAAACCACAGCGACAUAAUUUACGAUGGCGGAAAACAUUAAGCGCUAAUACCUCUAUUUAAUUAUUAAUUAUAAAAAAAUACAAGAGAACCUUUGAAAAAGGAUAAUGAUUAUAUAAAAUAAAUUAAUUAUGUAUUUAGGGACAUUUUAUGUGUAGUAAAAAUGAUAAUUUAUAGCAAUUCGUAUUGUAGUUAUAGCUAGCUGAACGGAGCGGAUAAUUUUCUAUAGGUUUUUUAUUGUUAUAUAUUUUUUUAAAUAAUAAUGGAUUGAAUCCAAAAAUAAAUAAAAAUUAUACAUUCAUUAUUUUCACUGAUGGGCAAAAUACUCCUUGGCUACCGAAGGUUUUUUCUAAGGCAAAGACUCAAACAUUAAAAAAAAACCUUAUUUAUAUUUUGAGUAGAUUUAAAAAAAUAUUCUAAAGUGUUGCAAUUUAAAAAAUAAGUGGGCGCAAAUUGGCUGGUUUAUGCUCAUCUCAAAUUUUUUAACAUUGUUCUAUUUAUUUCCAAAAUGUUCCAAUUUCGAAGGUUCUUAUUUAAAUUACUUAUUACUUAAUAAAAAAAUAUGCUAUUAAAUACUUAAUAAUAUUAAUAACAUUAAUGUUUUGGACGAAUAACUUGUACGUUGCUAUAAAUGUUAGUGAUAUUUAAAUUGUUUUUAAGAAAUUCUAGUUCAAUGGUGGACCGUAAAAAUAUAACAUUGACAGAAAA
Pectinophora gossypiella (pink bollworm) is the source of this 1423-nucleotide messenger RNA. RefSeq names its product PBAN-type neuropeptides-like (gene PBAN). Gene Ontology annotation, molecular function: neuropeptide hormone activity. Lineage: Eukaryota; Metazoa; Arthropoda; Insecta; Lepidoptera; Gelechiidae. Bases 118 to 735 code for a protein of 205 amino acids. The transcript is spliced from 6 exons. The record is from RefSeq and is a predicted model, not a curated record. Gene Ontology annotation, biological process: pheromone biosynthetic process; neuropeptide signaling pathway.